AUGCCCCAGCAUGCAUGUGAUAUUAUAUACACUGCUCUCAGCCCGAUCUCUGACAUCACCAAAGGAUUAGAGGUGAGUGCUUGGAGAAAGAGAUGGUAUUCGAGGAGGAUGCAUGGGCAAAGGGAAGAAAUCCCGCUUGACGGCCCGAUUUUCCUAUCAGUAACUUCCAGUGGAGUUUCCUUUACUGCUUACCAAGCUGUUCAUGAUGGUAUUAUCAAUGGAUCUCAAUGGAAUGCUCAUCGGCAGUAUUCUGUUGAUUCAGUUCAUGUUGACUUAUAUCACGUGAUACAUCCGUAUCUCGCUACUGAAACCUCACCUCCAAGCGAACAUUAA
Messenger RNA from Cadophora gregata, 333 nucleotides. RefSeq lists its product as uncharacterized. The coding region runs from base 1 to 333 and encodes 110 amino acids. The transcript has a single exon. NCBI's taxonomy places the organism in Eukaryota, Fungi, Ascomycota, Leotiomycetes, Helotiales, Ploettnerulaceae. The record is from RefSeq and is a predicted model, not a curated record.